GUUUUUCUUUCACAACAUCAUCGACCAUGGCUGACUCCAGAAGUUUGUGUUCCGCUCUUGUUUUUGAGUAUCUAUUCCGUGUGGACAAGAGUAUUGCCAAUAUAUUCAAGAAGAAAACAAAUGCGAAGGAUUUGGGCAAAACCUGCGCGAAAUUUGAAGAGGUGGUCGAGCACUUUGCCAAGACCUUCCCGAAGAAGGCCGUGUUGAGCAAGGACAAGGGCGGAGGCUCGAGUUCUGAGGAAGACAGUUCUGACGAAGAAGAAGACACUUCCGCGAAGAAGCCACAAGUGAACGGGAAACCCACGCCCGCCGCUAAGACUCCCGCCAAGAAGGCCCAGGAAUCCAGCGAUUCUGAUGACUCCGACGAGGCGGAAGCGCCACAGCCUGCCAAGCUCAACGGCAAGGCAACACAGAAGAAGGCGGAGUCCAGCAGCGAGGAAGAGGACAGCGAUGAUGAGGAUGUGAAGGUGCCAGCGAAAGCUGUGCCAGCCGCCAAGCCGGCACCCACAGCCGCGGCCAAGAAGGCCGCAGAGUCUUCAUCCGAGGAAGACUCGAGUGACGAUGAACCCGCAAAAGCUACUCCAGCAAAGGCACCUGCAAAGACAGUCGCGGCGGCCAAGAAAGAAGAGUCCUCGGACGAGGAUUCGAGUGACGAAGAGCCCGCGAAAGCACCCGUGAAGACACCUGCCAAGGUGACGGCUGCUGCUAAGAAGAAGGAAUCUUCCGAGGAGGAUUCCAGCGAUGAAGAGGAAGAGAAGAAGGCUCCGGUCAAGGCGAAGCCCACGCCCAAAGUGACACCGGCCAAGAAGGCGAAGGAGUCUUCUAGCGAGGAAGAAUCGUCUGACGAUGAGCCGCCGCCAGCGAAGAAGCCAGCUGUGGCGGCGCCUGUGCAGAAGAAAGUCGCCAAGAAGGAGUCUUCGUCUGAAGAAGAGGAUUCAGAUGACAGCGACGAGCCGCCCAAGAAGACGCCUCUCGUGAAGGCGCCGCAGAAGAAGCAAGAAUCGUCGAGCGAGGAGGAUUCAGAUGAUGACACACCGGCAGCAGUGCCCGUGGUGAAGAAGCCGGCGGCGAAGGUGGCGGCCAAGAAGGAUGAGUCCAGCGACAGCGAUUCCGACGAUGACGAUGCGCCGCCGGCCAAGAAAGUGGCUGUGCAGACGCCCAAAGCUGCCGCCAAGAAGAAGCAGGAAGAAUCGAGCGAAGAGGAGGAUUCUGAUGAAGAUGAGAAGCCUCAGGCGCUGCCUGUGAAGCAAAAGAAGACACCGGCCAAGGCACAAGAGGAGGAAGAGGAGGAGGAGCACUUCACACCUGGCCAGAAGAGAAAGGGUGGCUUCAACACACCGAAUGACAAGUACUCGAACUUCGUGAAGUCCGGCGACAAGAAGAAGUUUGGCGGCGAUUCCGGUGGCGGCUUCCAGAAGAGGCAGUCCUUCGGCAGGGAUGGCGGCCAAGGAGGAGCGCAGCAGCGGCCGGGCGAUUGGACGUGCAACAGCUGCCAGGCGAAUAACUUUGCGCGCAACACGCAGUGCUUCAAGUGCGGCGAGGCCGGCGGCAAUGGCGGCGCUGGCGGCGAGAGGAAGGUCUUCACGCCGCGAGAGGGUGACUGGACGUGCACGGGCUGCAGGAAGACCAAUUACAAGAACCGAACGGAGUGCUUCAGCUGCCACGAGGCGAAGACCGACGACGCGCAGGUGCACAGCGGCGACGGCAGCGGCGGCGGCGGAGGGUUCAGAGGAGGGCGCGGCGGCGGCUUCCGGGGCGGGCGCGGGGGUCGCGGAGGACGCGGUGGCGGCGGUGGUGGAUUCCGCGGGGGCAAUAGGAAUUCCUUCGGAGGCUUCGGCGGCGGCGGACAGCAGAACAAGAAGAUUUCAUUUGACUAAUUAAUUUUUGCAGAAUUUCAGAUUCUUAUCCAUAGUUUAAGUUGACGAGUUUUUGCAUCGCGCGCAACUCUUUUUUAUUGUUGAGCUCAAACUGAUGCGAAUUGUGUAUGUGAUGUGGUUUACAUUGUGCAGAAAGGCGCUCGCGGAUCGUGGGGCGAGAAGGCGAACAGAGAUCUCAAGUUCACCAGAGGGAAGUCAUUCAAGCACGAGAAGACGAAGAAGAAGCGAGGAUCAUAUCGCGGUGGAAUGAUAGAUACAUCCGUCAAUUCGAUUCGGUUUGAGGAUUGAGAGAAGUCAGCAAACAAAUAUUCCCCUUCAGGCAUUAAGGAAAAAGCAUUAUUC
This is a messenger RNA of Phlebotomus argentipes, 2219 nucleotides long. RefSeq names its product nucleolar protein dao-5. Bases 27 to 1877 code for a protein of 616 amino acids. Gene Ontology annotation, cellular component: nucleolus; nucleoplasm. The transcript has 4 exons. The record is from RefSeq and is a predicted model, not a curated record. NCBI's taxonomy places the organism in Eukaryota, Metazoa, Arthropoda, Insecta, Diptera, Psychodidae.